Molecule: messenger RNA, 737 nt
Organism: Dicentrarchus labrax (European seabass)
Lineage: Eukaryota; Metazoa; Chordata; Actinopteri; Moronidae
Gene: crygs2
Product: crystallin, gamma S2
Exons: 3
Coding region: 12-638 (208 amino acids)
Biological process (GO): lens development in camera-type eye; visual perception
Molecular function (GO): structural constituent of eye lens
Source: RefSeq, a predicted model, not a curated record
GCUGUUUAUAAAUGUUGGAAAGCAGGGAUAUAAAAGGGACCGAUGAGGGGGCCAGUGCAACAUCGAGACCUCAGGGGAACCACCAUCACUUAACACCACACAUUAUAUCCAGGAUGGGCAGGAUCGUUUUCUACGAGGACAAGAACUUCCAGGGCCGCCGCUAUGAAUGCGACAGCGACUGCUCUGACUUCCACACCUACCUGAGCCGCUGCAACUCCAUCCGGGUGGAGAGCGGGGCCUGGGUGGUGUACGAGAGGCCCAACUACAUGGGCUACCAGUAUGUCCUGACCAGGGGGGAGUACCCAGAGUACCAGCGCUGGAUGGGCCUCAACGACCGUCUCAGCUCCUGCAAGAUGAUCCACUUUACCAGCGGGACCCAGUACAAGAUGCAGCUGUAUGAGAAGGCAGACUUCGGGGGCCAGGUCUUCGAGGCCACAGAGGACUGCCCCUCACUUCUGGAGAAGUACAGCUGGAGGGAGGUCAACUCCUGCAAAGUCUUCGACGGCUGGUGGGUUUUCUAUGAGCACUCCAACUACCGUGGGCGCCAGUACUUCCUGGAGAAGGGGGAGUACCGCCAGCCCGGCGACUGGGGUGCCGUCUGUCCCACGGUCCAGUCCUUCAGGCGCUUCACUGAAUGAUUUAACCUUCAUCCAAAACCUUCAAAGAAAACGACCUGCUAUGACUAUAAUUUUGAUUGACUAUUUUGUAAUUUUGAACUGAGGUCUCACAAAUAAAAU